AUGUCUUCAACGUUGGUUGUGUCCGAACAAAUAGCUGCCGCUGUUUUCGUUCAGGAAGCUAUUUGGAAUCCUAGACACCCCGAUCACAAAAAUAGGACCAAGAUCCAAAAAUGUUGGUCCAACGUUGAAAAGGAUCUCAACAUGAAUGUUCUUACGUUAAAAAGCAAAUGGAAAAACAUUAGAGAUUAUUAUAGAGCUGAAUUGAAAAAAGUAUCAUCAGGACGUUCAGGGGCUGGUGCAGACGAAGUAACCUCUUCCACCUGGCCAUUAUUCCCGUGUUUAAAUUAUUUAAAGGACACGAUGGAAACGCGCCCUCGUACUACAAACUUGACAAACUUGAAGAGCGCUAGUAACUCCGUUGAAAAUGCUCCACAAGAUACUUCUGGCGAUUUUUCUCAUUUAAAUGUCGACGAAAAUAGCGAAGAAGAAAUAUGUGAAGAUGACAACGACAUUAUUCAAUCGACGGGAAGCAUUGUAAGAGAAAAACCCAUGUAUACAAGCAAAAUAUCAAAAAAAAGUAAAACAUCAAUGACCAACUUCAGACAAGAGUUAUUAAAUCUUGAGGCAAAAAAAAUAAAAUUGUUACAAAAUGAAGAAAAAGACGAUGAAGACUUGAUGUUUUUAAAAAGUCUAUUACCUGAUUUGAAAUCCCUAUCCAGACCACAAAAAAUUAGGACAAAGAUUAAAUUUCAAGAAAUUUUAUACAACGAAGUUAUGAAUAUUAAACCUGCAACUUCUACUUCCACACUGUAUUCAAGUACACCAGCAUCAGUUUCCACGCAGUCGUCAGUUUCAAAUGACGAUUCCCAUUGGCAACCAUGGCAAGAAAUCAAUUUUGACGCAAACAACCAGUUUCUAAAUUGCCAGACAGAACCACUCAAAGAGCAGGGUACAAUUUAUGUAGAUAUUAAUUAA
Messenger RNA from Macrosiphum euphorbiae (potato aphid), 915 nucleotides. The record is from the annotation of a GenBank genome assembly. NCBI's taxonomy places the organism in Eukaryota, Metazoa, Arthropoda, Insecta, Hemiptera, Aphididae.